CGCUCACUGUACGGACUUAUGCGCUACUAUUUCCCUUGAUUUUUAAAAACGAUCUUCCGCAACAGGUUCCUGCCUGGAGGUAUUGGUGAUCCACAGCUACUAGAUACGGAAGUCCGUUCAGUGAAAGCUUCUAUUCCGUCCAUAACCACCUGAACCAUUUAUGUUUUACUAGUCGUAAUGUUUGCAGUAUUGGUAGCUGGAAGACCAGUACAAACAAGUUUUAAUAGAGUAUCAGAGUCUCAGUUUCUUCUGGAUUUGCUACCCUUAAAUGAUGUAAAUCACAUUGUUGUGUUUCUAACAGGAGAAACUGUCUUUCCGCCAAAUAUGGGUGGCGGGGUUUACCUGGGGAUUCAGCAAAAUGGGGUCCCUAACUGGCACUUUCUUGGUGUUCUAACGAACGAGAAGCCUAGCGCGAUAUAUAAAGUUGGCAAACUUGCUAAAAAUGCACAGCUUCAAAAUGUUAUACACCCAUUUGGCACUAAUGCCUCUUUUCAAUGCUCAAAUGGAGUCGUACCUGCUCAAAUAGGAAUUUCUGUUGAUCUUUUAACAAAUCUGCCACAACAAACAGAAGAAAUCACUCCUGAAUCAUCAGUUUCUGCUGAUAAGAUGACUCAGUUCACUCGAUUCGCAGCUGAAAGUUUAUUUAAUUAUGUUGCUAGUUUUGCACGUGAUAAUUCAACAUCUGAUCCUCUUGUACCAAUGUCAGCAAUUAAAAGAUGGUUUGAUACAAUGUUACAGAAACUCUCCCUUGAUGCAUCGUUUUGGCGAAAGUGAACAACUUUAUACAUUAUUUUUGAUUCUUUUUUAAACACUGAUAAAGUGCGUACAGAUAAUCUGUUUUACUACGCCUCGUUAUUUGUUCCGACUAAAUUAUCCAUCAAAACAGAACGUAUUCAACAACAUACUGUGUACAAAUUGUAAUUCUAACCCAAUGAUGAAAUAGCAUUUAGUUAGUCACUUUUUUAAUAGAUAUUAAUUAAUAGACUAUUUCUAUUGAAUAACGUUCCACUCUCUAUAUUUAUUUAUUUUAAUUCGGACAACACAUUUAAGUGAAUAAUAUUGUUUGCAUUUAGAUCGUCAUCAGGCGUUACUCCAAUAUACAUGGAUAUCUAUAGGGGUAUAUGAGGAAAUCAGAUCAAAACAAUUUUAAGUUAAUCAUCAUAAUGAAAUAGACCAUGUAAUUAUCCGUAAUAGAUGAAAAGUACAGGUUGAUGAUGGUUAAAAGACUGGUGUACCAGUAGUGACUAGAAUAAUAAAGCUUCUAACCAAUGGUUGAAAAUAGGAAGUAGAUCAGACUUGGUUAAAUAGAUCUUAAAAUAAUAACCACACAAGAGUUAUUGAGAUCAUGUAACAAAAUUGUAAAUAAUCAGAUAAUGAAGAAUACAAACGAAAGGUGACGAACGAGAAACAAGUACAAGAUCUGGGCAAAGCAUUAUUAAAAUUAUUUACGGAGUCAAACCAACCCAAGAAAGGAGCAGGAGUGUCACGAAUUUCUUCUGAUUACAUAAACUAGGGUAGUAGAUUCGAAUGCCUACAGCUUUUGUCAAAUGUAGACGGGAUCAAGCCCCAUUGAGGGAAACCUAAGUUGUGCGAUUGACCACUCGAAACGAUUUGGUUCUAUCUACCGUAUGACUUAUCCAAACACUGGUACAAAUGAGCACCAGAAUAGAUAUACGCCACACAAACAAGGGAAUGAAGUUGUGAAGUGAUAGAUGUAGGAUGGAUAUGGUCAGAAUAAGGAAAAAUCAUAGAAAGCAAUUCAGUUCUUGGAAAAAGUGAGCAGGGAUAAAUCCCAGUUAGGGGGACGAUUUACUUAUUCGAAGAGUGUAAUAGAGAACUAUAGCAAGAUCGCC
This is a messenger RNA of Schistosoma haematobium, 1853 nucleotides long. RefSeq lists its product as uncharacterized. Gene Ontology annotation, molecular function: Hsp70 protein binding; nuclear import signal receptor activity. The record is from RefSeq and is a predicted model, not a curated record. The coding region runs from base 178 to 774 and encodes 198 amino acids. The transcript has 5 exons. Gene Ontology annotation, cellular component: nucleus; cytosol. NCBI's taxonomy places the organism in Eukaryota, Metazoa, Platyhelminthes, Trematoda, Strigeidida, Schistosomatidae. Gene Ontology annotation, biological process: protein import into nucleus.